UCCGCCGGGCUCGGCUGCGCGCAUGCGCGGUGCGGGCGCGCUGACCUUCAGCGGGGCUGUGGUGGAGGCGCCGCCAUGUUCGCCCGGGGGGCUGCUGUCGCGCUUUACCAGCCGCAAUGGGGCCAAGUCAGGAAUAUGGCAACUCUAAAAGACAUUACCAGGCGUUUGAAGUCCAUCAAGAACAUUCAGAAAAUUACAAAGUCCAUGAAGAUGGUUUCUGCAGCAAAAUAUGCAAGAGCUGAGAGGGAGCUGAAGCCUGCUAGAGUCUAUGGAACAGGAGCACUGGCUCUCUAUGAGAAAGCGGAAAUAAAGGCCCCUGAGGACAAGAAGAAGCACCUCCUUAUUGGUGUGUCCUCUGAUCGAGGUCUGUGUGGUGCUAUCCAUACGUCUAUUGCUAAAACCUUGAAGAACGAGAUUACCAACCUCUCAAAUGCAGGGAAAGAAGUUAUGGUGGUUGGAGUAGGUGACAAGAUCAGAGGCCUGCUUCAGAGGACACAUGGCAAUUACUUCCUGCUGACAUUCAAAGAAGUGGGACGGAGACCUCCGAGCUUUGGAGAUGCUUCAGUCAUUGCCUCAGAGUUGUUAAACUCUGGGUAUGAAUUUGAUGAAGGUUCUGUCAUUUACAAUCGGUUCAGGUCUGUCAUCUCCUACAAGACUGAUGAAAAACCCAUCUUCUCCCUUGAAACAGUUGCUGGUUCUGAAAGCCUGAGUAUCUACGAUGAUAUUGAUGCUGAUGUGCUGAGAAACUACCAGGAAUUUACACUAGCAAACAUUCUGUACUACUCCCUGAAAGAAUCCACCACCAGUGAGCAGAGUGCUAGGAUGACCGCUAUGGACAAUGCUAGCAAAAAUGCCUCUGAGAUGAUUGACAAAUUGACGUUGACAUUCAACCGUACCCGUCAAGCUGUCAUUACCAAGGAGCUUAUUGAGAUCAUCUCUGGUGCUGCUGCUCUGUGAGUACCUGCGUAAAUGUGAAGCAGGAGUUGUUGCAAAGUGGUAUGAUGCUUGUACGUCCUGCUUCAGUCAGGGGAAGGUUAUGGCACGUAGAUCCUGAAACUGAAGGGAAGACAGUCCGUGGCAUGGCUCCCAAGUUCUUCAGCUUACGCAGUUCUACUAACAAGUGUGAAGUUUGGCAGUCUUUUUUGGCCAGAUAAACUUUAAAAGCUGGUAAAAUAGAUUUUUAGCCUCAACACACACCCUUGCCUGAACAGGCAGUGGGUUUCCCCGCUCCUCCCUUCUGCCUGGGCUUCUCCUUCAUCUGCUCAAACGGCCCGGUAGUGUUGGGUGGGGGGAGCAACUCAAGUGACUGAAAUGCUUUGGGGUAAAGCAGCCUGGGGUGGUGGUCAGAAGCUGAGGGGUUGAGGUCAGAAGAAGGAGGGAAUUUCCAGAGUCUGUUGAUACUGAAUGCAUAUUUUACUUUUAAGUUCAGUAAUUUGCUUAUUUCCCUGAGAAAGAGGUUUUGUCAAGGUGUGUACUGCAGGUUACAAAUAUGUGGGCUUAGACCACAAAUUGUAACUGCAUGUAGCUAAUGUGUAUUACACCUAACAGCUAAAAAUUUGUGCUGUACUCAGAUGUGUUAAUGUCCUGUGUGUUUACAGAAUGCCUGGAAUACAUACCAUAUAGCAGUUACGUGCUGUAUUGUGCUCCUCACAAUACAUUUACAGUCAUAAAUAUAUGCAUAGUUCUGCCUGAUUUGCAUGAUGUGCUUCCUAACCUGCUUGUUCUGUUUUUUCUCGUAAUACCAUAACCAGGGAUUAAUCGGAAAAAGCGGUUCAGCCAAAUCCAAGAGGUAAAGUUAUGAAAUAGAAACUAGAUUGUGUUUUAAAAUGAAUUAACACAGGAAAUCUUGGAAGUCAAAUGAGGCAAUCAGAACUCGGUGUUAUUGAGUGGACAAGCUUCUCUUCCCUGGGAAACUGCCCGUUGCUAGUUUGAAUCUGUCUGAACAAAAAGUUGUAAAGUGUCAAUAAUUUUAAGCAAAAUACAUCCCUGAUAGCAUACAUCAACAUUUGACAUAAUUUUCUGGGUUAUUGGAUUCAUUUGCGAUUGCUGUUUUAAUUUUUUCACAGUGCCCUGACCUUAUGCAAUGACUUAAAAAUGUCUGUAUGUAAGAUGUUGUACCUAAAGAGGUUUCUGUAGCAAAACAAGCAUAUUCAAAAUUUAAAACUUAAAAGAAAAAUAGACUUGAUAAAGGGGGGGGUGGGGUGUAAGGAAUAUUAAUGAGUUGAAGUAUUCAAAUUGGAGGAGACAAAAGUUUUAAAUAAAUGAAAGGGUUUUAAUUUGCUUCAAUUUUCCUUACAGGUGAAGAAGAGCUCUUCGGAGCACGUGGUCUAACCUGCCUGUGUCUGUGUUAACAAGACUUCUCUGUUAUUUUGCGAAGAAGUGGUAAAGCCUCAGAAAUCUGUAAAUUCUUACAAUAAACCACCUACAUGAAACAAA
This is a messenger RNA of Grus americana (Whooping crane), 2436 nucleotides long. It is a transcript of the gene ATP5F1C, whose product is annotated as ATP synthase F1 subunit gamma. The transcript has 8 exons. Gene Ontology annotation, biological process: proton motive force-driven ATP synthesis. NCBI's taxonomy places the organism in Eukaryota, Metazoa, Chordata, Aves, Gruiformes, Gruidae. Gene Ontology annotation, molecular function: proton-transporting ATP synthase activity, rotational mechanism. Bases 76 to 957 code for a protein of 293 amino acids. The record is from RefSeq and is a predicted model, not a curated record.